Molecule: messenger RNA, 459 nt
Organism: Aspergillus melleus
Lineage: Eukaryota; Fungi; Ascomycota; Eurotiomycetes; Eurotiales; Aspergillaceae
Exons: 1
Coding region: 1-459 (152 amino acids)
Source: RefSeq, a predicted model, not a curated record
AUGGCUCAAGGUAAACCCCCCUCGGUGUCGUCCGCCAAGGGCAACAUCGACCCCGUGCCUGCACCGACAGCGACGGAAAUGGGCGAAUUCAAGGACAAGAAAGACAUCUCGCAUGUUGAGCGGGUGCUCUCUCCUAGUGACAACCCGAAGAAAGAUGACAUGGACUUUUCGAGGGUCGACAGAGAGGUCCAAGAAUAUGCCACACGAGGUCAAGUCGAAGUCGACGAUGCUACCAGUCGUCGACUACGACGGAUGAUCGACCGGCGUGUGCUGGUAAUCAUGAUCUUGACAUAUUUCCUCCAAGCCCUUGACAAGGGAACGAUGUCGUUUGCUUCUAUCAUGGGAAUCCGAGAGCAACUGAAUCUGCACGGACAGCAGGUUUGUUUUCCCUUUGAGCUCUCAAACCUAGGACGAAUGAAUGCUGACCGAGUACCCUCUUCAUCUAGUACUCCUGGCUGA